AUGCAGUCCUCUCCUGGCAUGCUCACAAAGUUCGAAUCCAAGUCGUCGAGAGCGAAAGGCAUUGCCUUCCACCCCAAGCGACCAUGGAUUCUCGUAUCUCUACACUCGUCGACUAUCCAGCUUUGGGACUAUCGAAUGGGCACGUUGAUUGACAGAUUCGAGGAACAUGAUGGCCCAGUUCGAGGCAUUGACUUCCACAAAACACAGCCCCUGUUCGUCUCUGGUGGUGACGAUUACAAGAUCAAGGUCUGGUCUUACCAAACGCGCCGCUGCCUCUUCACACUGAAUGGUCAUCUCGACUAUAUCCGAACAGUCUUCUUCCACCAUGAGCUGCCAUGGAUUCUCUCAGCGUCAGACGACCAGACUAUCCGCAUCUGGAACUGGCAAAAUCGAUCUCUGAUCUGCACAAUGACCGGCCACAAUCACUACGCCAUGUGUGCACAAUUCCAUCCUAAAGAAGACCUUGUCGUCUCCGCCUCUCUCGAUCAAUCCGUGCGCGUGUGGGAUAUCUCUGGUCUGCGAAAGAAGCACUCGGCCCCGACGUCUAUGAGUUUCGAAGACCAAAUCGCUCGUCAAAAUCAGAACCAGACGGACAUGUUUGGCAAUACGGACGCCGUCGUCAAGUUCGUGCUCGAGGGUCACGAUCGGGGCGUGAACUGGGUCGCAUUCCAUCCCACCAUGCCUCUCAUCGCCUCGGCCGGUGACGAUCGCCUGGUCAAACUGUGGAGAAUGAGCGAGACAAAGGCUUGGGAGGUCGAUACCUGCCGAGGCCACUUCCAGAACGCAGAAGGAUGUUUAUUCCAUCCCCACCAGGACUUGAUCCUCUCAUGUGGUGAAGAUAAGACGAUCAGGGUGUGGGAUCUCAAUAAGCGCACGGCCGUCCAGUCGUUUAAAAGGGAGAGUGACCGUUUCUGGGUGAUUGCGGCUCAUCCAGAAAUCAAUUUGUUCGCCGCGGGUCAUGACAACGGUGUCAUGGUCUUCAAAUUGGAGCGUGAACGACCCGCAUCUGCUACGCACCUAAACCAGUUGUUUUACAUCUCAAAGGAAAAGACUGUCAAGUCGUACGACUUCCAGAAGAACGUGGAGAGCCCCACGCUACUGUCGCUCAAGAAGCUUGGCAGCCCGUGGGUUACUCCGAGGACACUCUCCUACAACCCUGCGGAAAAGUCUGUCUUGGUCAUUUCCCCUGCUGACGGUGGCACAUACGAGCUCGUGAAUCUCCCCAAGGACGGUUCUGGUGCUAUCGAACCUACUGAAACGAAGAGGGGAUCUGGUAACUCGGCCAUCUUCGUUGCGCGUAACCGUUUUGCCGUCCUCAACACAAGCAGCCAAGUCAUCGAUAUCAAGGACCUAUCCAACAACAUCACUCGAUCCUUCAAGCCGCCGGCUGGCACCACGGACAUCUACUUCGGAGGAACUGGAAACCUUCUCAUCAUCACCCCUACCGCGGUCCACCUGUACGACAUUCAGCAGAAGAAGAGCACCGCCGAGCUGUCUGUCAACGGGGUCAAAUACGUUGUCUGGUCAAACGAUGGGCUCUACGCUGCUCUGCUCAGCAAGCACAACGUGACAAUUGUCACCAAGACGCUUGACCAGGUUAGCACCCUCCACGAAACCAUUCGGAUCAAGAGCGCCACAUGGGAUGAUGCCGGUGUUCUCCUGUACUCCACGUUGAACCACGUCAAGUAUACUCUUCUCAAUGGCGACAACGGCAUUGUUCGUACUCUGGACCAGACGGUCUACCUGGUCCGAGUAAAGGGCCGCAACGUCUACUGUCUGGAUCGGUCUGCGAAACCAAGAGUGUUGCAGGUUGAUCCUACCGAGUACCGCUUUAAGCUUGCGCUUGUCAAGCGGAACUAUGAGGAGAUGCUCCACAUCAUCCAGAAUUCCAGCCUUGUUGGUCAGUCAAUCAUUUCCUACCUGCAAAAGAAGGGUUACCCGGAGAUUGCCCUGCAAUUCGUCCAAGAUCCUACCACACGAUUUGAUCUCGCCAUUGAGUGUGGCAACCUGGAGGUUGCUUCGGAGAUGGCACAAGAGCUGGAUCGACCGAAAUUUUGGACCAGACUGGGCAUGGAAGCGCUGUCACACGGCAACCACAAGAUUGUGGAGAUAAGCUACCAGAAGCUCAAGCAGUUUGACAAGCUUUCUUUCCUCUAUCUCGCCACUGGAGACCACGCGAAGCUGGCUAGGAUGGCCAAAAUUGCCGAGCACCGUGGAGACUUCACUUCCCGGUUCCAGAACGCAGUAUAUCUCGGCGAGGUGGAGGACCGGAUUCAAAUGUUCAAGGAGAUCGACUUGUAUCCUCUGGCAUACAUGACCGCCAAGUCUCAUGGCCUUGAUGAGGAGUGCCAGGCGAUUCUCGAGGCUACGGGUCUGACUGAAGAGGAGGUAACCAUGCCAACGAUCGGUGCUCCUCUCAGCCCUUGCAAGCCAGUUGUCCCUACCCACAAGGCAAAUUGGCCAACCAAGGCUGGCUCACAGUCAGUGUUUGAAAAGGCGCUCAUGGGCCAGGUUGAGGGCUUGUCUUUGGAGGAUCAGCCAGCGGCUGAUCUGAUGGACAUCAAUGACGAUGCGGCUGACGAGUCGGCUGCGAAGCGGAAUGGUGGCCUCCUUGGCGAAGACGAUGAAGACGUCGCAGGCUGGGACAUGGGCGAAGAUGUCAUUCCGGAAGUCGAAGGAGACUUCGUCAACGUCGACAGUGCAGAUGCCGGUGGAGCAGGUAGCAGCGAAGCAGAUCUCUGGGCGCGCAACUCGCCUUUGGCUGCUGACCAUGUUGCCGGCGGCUCAUUUGAAUCCGCCAUGCAAUUGCUGAAUCGCCAGGUCGGUGCCGUGCAGUUCUCGCCGCUCAAGCCCCGCUUCUUGGAGAUAUACAAAGCCUCAAAGACAUACCUGCCCGCAUCAGCAGGCUUGCCUCCUCUGGUCAACUAUGUCCGUCGCACGCUCGACGAGACCAACCCCCGCGAGGUUCUGCCUCUGAUCCCACGCGACCUGGAGCACCUUGCUACGGACGACCUCCAGCGCGGUUACGGGUCAAUGAAGUCCAACAACCUAGCGGCUGGUAUCACCAUCUUCAGAGGCAUUCUCCAUGCUAUCCUUGUCAACGCUGUUUCUGGCGAGGAUGAGGUCGCCGAGGCGAAGAAGCUCAUUGCCUCUGCAAGCGAGUAUGUAGUGGCUAUGGGCAUUGAGCUCGCUCGGAGGGAGCUCGGGGCACCAGAUGCUGUUGCCAAGGACCCGGCUGCCCUGAAGAGGAGUCUUGAGUUGUCAGCAUACUUCACCAUACCCAAGAUUGAGGUUCCUCACCGCCAGCUUACCCUCAUGAGUGCAAUGCAACAAGCAUACAUAAACAAAAACUACAACACCGCCCUCAGCUUCGCGAACAGGAUUCUUGCGAACGGCGGAUCCAGGAUGCCUAUUGAAAGGGCCAACAAGACGAAGGCUCAGUGCGAGCGCAACCCAAGCGAUGCGAUAGAGAUUGACUUUGACCAACACGCUGAGUUUGAGAUCUGCGCCGCUAGCCACACGCCGAUCUACAGCGGCGACUCAUUCGAGGAGUGCGCCUUUGACGGGUCGAAAUACCACUCUAAGUUCAAGGGCAGUGUGUGCCGUGUGUGUCAGGUCUGCGAGAUUGGCAAGCGUGGAAGCGGGCUGAAGUUGUUCGCGUAA
Messenger RNA from Emericellopsis cladophorae, 3663 nucleotides. Its product is annotated as putative coatomer subunit alpha-like protein. Gene Ontology annotation, molecular function: protein binding; structural molecule activity. The record is from RefSeq and is a predicted model, not a curated record. Gene Ontology annotation, biological process: endoplasmic reticulum to Golgi vesicle-mediated transport; retrograde vesicle-mediated transport, Golgi to endoplasmic reticulum; intracellular protein transport. NCBI's taxonomy places the organism in Eukaryota, Fungi, Ascomycota, Sordariomycetes, Hypocreales, Bionectriaceae. The transcript is spliced from 5 exons. The coding region runs from base 1 to 3663 and encodes 1220 amino acids. Gene Ontology annotation, cellular component: COPI vesicle coat.